Molecule: messenger RNA, 1723 nt
Organism: Chaetomium fimeti
Lineage: Eukaryota; Fungi; Ascomycota; Sordariomycetes; Sordariales; Chaetomiaceae
Exons: 2
Coding region: 241-1431 (396 amino acids)
Source: RefSeq, a predicted model, not a curated record
GUCCAUCAUCUCUCAUGCUCAACUUCCGUACGCGCCGGCUCCCAAUGGAACAUCAAAGCUACCAUCAAAUCCGGAGAAAAGACCGAUUGCCUCCAGGAAUCUAGGAUAGCAGAAGAACGUUCAAACUGCUUUUCUCCCUUCAAGACCCCAAAGUGCCACAGCCACUCACAUCAAGCCCCUGUCCCUGUUCAGCUACAGGGGUUUUAGCGCCGACGCUCAGUGGCAGCACCGACAAACACCAUGAAUUUCGCAACAACCCCAUCAUCAAUCAUCACCGACCCACUACAAUACCCCCAGACAGCCACGCCGCCAUCGGCCGCGCGCCCUCAACCACCCCAACAAAUCCAGCAGCAACAGCAGCAACAACAGCCACAGCAACAAUUACCAAAACAACCACCACCACCACAACAGCAGCAGGCCCCACAGCCCGGGCAGCAGCAACAGCAACAGCAACAACAGCACCUCGCUAUGAAUGGUGUCAACGGCGGCAACAUGCCCGGCCCUGGCAUGGUUCCCUUUCCCGCCCCAGCCGGCCACCAGGCCGAGCUCAACUACAUCUACGGCAUGGUCGAGGAGCUGAGCCGCCAGCUAGCCGACAACCAACGCACCCUGGAAGAAGUCGUCUCGGGCGUCGGUCGCGUGCGCAGCCGCGCGAGGACACACUCGCUGGGCAACGAUGAGCUGGUCGACUCGGCCGGCGAUGAAGUUAAGGCCCAAGAACCCAACCUCGACACGCUCAUCUCAAUCCUCUCGGAGGCACUGGAAAAAGCCAAAUUCUCACGGGACGCCAACGCGGCGCUGCUCACGCAGUACGCGACGGUGAUCUCGGCGAUGCUAAAACAGUUCCACGACUACAAGGCCAAGCACGUCGGGGACGUGGCGGCGUGGCACCGCAGCUACCGGGCGCAGCUGGCGGAGGCGCGGGCCGAGAACUGCCGGCUGCGCGAGCAGAUCUGGGAGAUGCAGGCGCGGGCCGGCCACGCCAACGAGGCCCUGCGCGGCUUCCGCGGCCGCUACGACGAGGACGGCGCCCGCUGGGACCGCCGCGUCGACGCCAAGGCCGUCCGCCAGGAGCUGCGCUUCUGGAAGCGCAUGGCCAUGCCCCACCUGCCCGAGGACGACCCCUACUGGAGCGACGACGACGACUUGGUCGAUGCUGUCGAGAAGAAGCGGGAUCUGGCUGAGAAGCGGCAGCUCGAGAUCACCCGGCUGGUGGCGCGGGAGCAGCUGGCCGAGGGUGCGGCCGGGCAGGGGGAUGGAGCGGAGGACGGAGAGGUGCCGCCCGAAGUGCCGUCUGCGCCGGGCGCGGGGCAGGGCAUGGUGAUGGGUGGGGUGCCGAUGCAGAGGGAGGAUUCGGGGGCGGUCAUGCUGCCUACCCCGCCGCCGAGGCCGUCGAGUGCUGCGAGCAGUACGGGGUCGUCGGGGCAGUGAGGGCUUUUGAGCUCCCCUCCCCCCCAGUUCAGUUGCUUGGCUAGAAGGGCUUUUUCCGUGGGUUAGAUAUACGUUAUGCAUGAUUGGAGUAUGGAAGGACACUGGAUGGGGGACAUGGCGUUGAAGAGAGACCGGCUGUAUAUUACAUGAUAUCCUGAUUAAUAUAGGUAACCCGGAAGUUUGAGGAUUCAAGAAAGCCAGUUAUGUUUCUACGUGGUGGGUGUUGCUGCAGUCAUAAUCAACAAAUAGGGGCCAUUCCUAAGUGGCAUACUUCGUACGAGUUUUAUUCUCG